AUGCCAGAACCGCUCGUACCGAUGAGCGGCACGACCGCGGACAAGUUCUUGAGCAAGCAGGUGUACAAGAGCAAUAAAAUUGCCCAGAACAUGUUCUCGAGUGCCACGCGCAAGGACAAGAAGGUUAUGCUGCCCCAGACGCUGUUGAAGGGCCUCACCAUCCAGAAGCUGUGGGACAACGUGUUUCAGGACAACACCGCAUUUUUGAGAAAGUACCACGGCAGCCGCAAUGAGUCGAAACUUGAGAUCGGCCCGUGGGACUACGCAGUCGACCACGGCAGCGGCUCGCGCUUUGUGUCGUUCGUCGCCAUUGUUGAGGUGCCGCGCGCUGGUACGCCGACGCCACUGAACCAGGCCCAGCGUUUUGCCUACAUCACCACACCAGAGGGAAAGCUGAUGCUUGCGUACCAGAUAUCGUCGCAAACGCCUGAAGUGCCGGCCGGCGGCUCCUUCCGCACCGAGGCGUACUUCGAGAUCACCGCCGAUAGCGCCGACAGCGACUGCUCCAUCGCCAUUUGGGGCAACUGCCGCAAGAUGAGUAUGUCUUUUUCCGCAAUCCAAUACAUAGCGACACCGCGUGCCAUCAAAGAGAUGACAUCAGCGUAUCGGCAAAUGGUGAACAUGAUUAGCGAGGAGUUUUGCGGCGGCGCGGUGGCGCCGGCUGAGAACGGCAGUGGCGACGCCGAAGGCGCCGAGUCCAAUGGUAACGCCGGCGACGGCGGUGGCAGCGGCGGCGAUGACGGCAGCCUUGGCUCUCUCUUCCAUGGUACGCUGCUGGUGCUGGCGGUGCUGGUGACGCUACUCGUUUUCAAUAGCACUCGCACGAUGGCGCGCACCUCUCAUGUAGCCAUGACGAUGCUGAGCCAGGAUCGCGCGAUGUGGGAAGGCUCCGGCGUCGGCGGCCGCGGAUCCGCUCCCGCGAGUACGGGAGGCUGGAUGUGCGAAGAAAAGGCGCUACUGACGGCCGCGAGGGAGGCACAGAUUCAGACGAUGCGAUAUCGCUGGAUGGAGCAGCAGGCGGAGAUCGAACACCUGCAGCGGACCGUCUCGCUUUUGAAGUGGAUGGCCUACGUGCAGGUGGCUGCUGUGGUUGUGGCGCUGAGCGGGUUCGGCUACUUGCUGAAGCGCCAUUUAGACUUAAACCCGGAGGUGUAG
Molecule: messenger RNA, 1155 nt
Organism: Leishmania mexicana MHOM/GT/2001/U1103
Lineage: Eukaryota; Euglenozoa; Kinetoplastea; Trypanosomatida; Trypanosomatidae
Exons: 1
Coding region: 1-1155 (384 amino acids)
Source: RefSeq, a predicted model, not a curated record